AUGAUCCGAAUCCCUCUCCAAGCAGUUCCCACUCAGGCAGGGAAGAUGGUUUUUGACCUUGAAGGGCUUAUCCUCCCAGCCCCACAAUGGGGAGAACGUGCCUUGCGAUGGGGACACGGGGCGCAUUUCCCGGGGGGAGCGUGCCCUGAACGCCUGCAGGGACACACGCCCCCACUGCCUUGGAGGUCGUUAAAGAUGAAACUCCGGCCUUUAGCUUGCUUAGCACGAAAAACAGUCUGGGAGGGCGGGGGCUCCGGGCGACAACGAGGGAGAGGAGAUGAGCUGCCCCCGCUGAAAGAGCCGCGGCCACGGCCGCUUCAGCAGCCCCGGCCGCAGCCGCAGCCCCGGCCCCAGCCGCCAGAGCCGCAGCCCCGGCCCCGACAAGCCCCGGCAGCCCCGGCCCGGACAAGCUCCGGCGGCGGCAGCAGCAGCCCCAGCAAGCUCCGCGGAGCCCCGAGCCCGCUCAGCGCAGCGCUUCCUGUCACGGAACCUGGGGGGAGGGGGGAGGAGGGACGGAGGAAGGGGGGCGCUCUCCUCGCCCGCAAGCCGAAGCAGGCGGGCAGCGCUUGGCGCGGGGACCGGCUGCUCCAGGGGAAGGCGCGGGCCGGCGGGAGCCUGGGGCUGGGGCCCCGCCGCGGGGGCCCCGGAGCGCCCGUCUCGGAGUGGUGGGAGCCCCCGGCGGCUGCGGGGAGGGACUCCCGCUCGGAGGAAGCUCGGGCCGGCCCCCGGAGCAGCACCAGCCGCCGCCGCCGCCGCGCGCCCGAGCCAGCGAGCCCCGGCAGCCAGGCACCGGGUCACCCCCUCCCCGGGAAGCCUCGGCGACGGCGGAUGGGCUGGAGCCUGGGCAUCCUCCGCUUUCCCCGCGGGGUUUUUAGCCGGGGAGGAGGCGGGGGCUAG
Messenger RNA from Sarcophilus harrisii (Tasmanian devil), 897 nucleotides. Its product is annotated as proline-rich protein 2-like. NCBI's taxonomy places the organism in Eukaryota, Metazoa, Chordata, Mammalia, Dasyuromorphia, Dasyuridae. The record is from RefSeq and is a predicted model, not a curated record. The transcript has 2 exons. The coding region runs from base 1 to 897 and encodes 298 amino acids.